CUUCUUACCAAAACGGACAAAACCAUCUUCACAAUCCUCUCUCUUGUGAACAAUGGCGAACUUUGCAACCCUAGCAGCUAUCUUUGCAGGCCUCCUGGUGAUGUCCCACGUCGCCUCGGCCCACCGGACCAUAAUAACCACGGUUGAGAUCGACGAGGACGACGAGAGGCGCGGAAGUGGGAGCUGCCACGAGCAGGUCCAGACGGAAGGCCUCGAGCAAUGCGAGCAGCUGUUCCACGACAUUGGCCAAGGUGGUAGCCAACUGAUGGAGUCGCAGCACUUCAGGCCGUGCUGCCAGGAGCUGCGGCAGGUGGAACAGCAGUGCCGGUGCCGAGGAAUUAGGCAAGUCGUAAGGGAGGAACAGAGCGAGUUCAGACACCAGGGAAUGCAGAGGGUGGUGAAAUCGGCUCGGGAAUUGCCUUCGGCGUGCGGUUUUUCGAGCCCUCAUCAUUGUGAGAUCAGAGCCAUUUGGUUCUGAAACCCUAAUCAGCUAGCUUGCUAGCUAGCUAGCUAACUUGCUUGUGCGGGCAUUAGAAGAUGGAGAUGUUAAUAACGAUAUUUAAGUUCACUCUCAUUUCUCUGGCUUUUAGAGUUAUGAGAACUCCUAAUCCACGCGAU
Molecule: messenger RNA, 618 nt
Organism: Rhodamnia argentea
Lineage: Eukaryota; Viridiplantae; Streptophyta; Magnoliopsida; Myrtales; Myrtaceae
Product: 2S seed storage albumin protein-like
Exons: 2
Coding region: 53-478 (141 amino acids)
Molecular function (GO): nutrient reservoir activity
Source: RefSeq, a predicted model, not a curated record